UGUCUCCACCAGGGCGUCAGGUCUGAGCCGGAGCCACAGAGGGAAGGAGCCGUCCCGAGCCACACGCACGCGCUGCUCUGGGCUUCUCACACGGAUACGUCACACGCACUGGAGCUGGAUUAAUUUGCACCACUCUUUUUUAGUUUUUAUUUUUCCUUUGCUUUAGAAGACACGCCAAAAAAACUCACCGAAGACAAUGGGGUCCCAGUCAUCCAAAGGAGAGGUGUCCACAGAGAGCGCGGCGGCUGCGGACGCUGCGGCCGUCAAGACCAACGGACAGGAGAAUGGACAUGUGAAAUCAAACGGGGACGUCUCCAAGGCCGACGGAGAAGCCGCCGCCACCAACGGCUCCGCUGAUGCGGCCAAGGAGCCGGAGGCGGGCGCGGGAGGCGACGCCAUCGAGCCCGCGCCCGCCGCGGACGGCGAGGCCGCCAAAGCCGACGGAGACGGAGCUACUAAAGAAACCCCCAAGAAGAAGAAGAAGAAGUUCUCCCUCAAGAAAUCCUUCAACUUCAAGAUCAACCUGAAGAAGAAGAAGAGCGGCGCCAAGGAGGAGGCGGCCGCUGCCCCGGAGGAGAAAGAAGAGAAGGAGGAGGAGGAGAAGAAGGAGGAGGUGAAGGAGGAGGCCGCAGACACUCCCGCCGCUGCGGCCGCUGAGGCUCCUAAGACCGAGGAGGCUCCUAAGGCCGAGGAGGCCCCUAAAGAGGAGGCUCCUAAAGAGGCAGCCGCUCCCGCCCCCGAGCCCACAAAACCCACAGAGGAGAGCAGCUCGACCCCCGCUCCCUCUGAAAAGAAAGAGUGAUUGUACCUUCAGCUCACUAUGAACUGAGUGAACUGUUUUUCAAGAGAGAGAGAAAAUUUAAGAGUAUAUAUAUAUUUAUAUAUAUGUGUAUAUGUAUACAUAUGUAUAUGAAUAUGUAUAUGUAAAUAUAUACACAUGUAUGUGAGAGACUCCUUCGACGUGCCACUUUUCGUCAUGAUAACAAGACGACAGACUAGAUUCACUAGAUCACUUCCCUGGUUCCUGCUCCACCUCUGGACCUGGCUGGGUUUGGCCGCUCUGGAGAACGGAUUUAAACGGCUGGAACGCGACACCAUGACGUUUGAAAGAGCUGAAGGAUGUGACACAAAGCAUCUGUUCUUUAAAACCUGUCACUCAGAUGCUGAAGGGACGAGGUUUGAGCCGACACCACCGCCACCAGAACAGACUGAAAUAACCAAACCUGAAAUCAGAAACGAAGAGACUCGCCAACUUUUUACAUUCCUAUAUUUUAACCCAAAUUUGCAGUAUUUUGUGGUGUAUUAUAGAGGACCAUCUUAAAGAUUCAGAGAAGCUUUGUCUUGUUUGUUUAAAGUAAAAAAAAAAAGAUUUUUACCUUAUUAUAAAAGAAGAACACUUACGCUUGCUAUGUUCACUGUCGCGUCUGAAGCGGAGUCGUUUAUCUGUCGUGUGUGAGCCUGAACCUGCUUAGUCUCUGUAAAUACAUUGGACUGAUUUCUGUUCUUUAUUUUGCUAAUGUUGACAGAUGUUACUGGUUUUAUUGUAAAGUUGAUAAUGGUAAAUAAAUGUUGGUUACCUGCC
Molecule: messenger RNA, 1582 nt
Organism: Periophthalmus magnuspinnatus
Lineage: Eukaryota; Metazoa; Chordata; Actinopteri; Gobiiformes; Gobiidae
Gene: marcksl1b
Product: MARCKS-like 1b
Exons: 2
Coding region: 197-802 (201 amino acids)
Biological process (GO): actin filament organization; central nervous system development
Cellular component (GO): plasma membrane; cytoplasm
Molecular function (GO): calmodulin binding; actin filament binding
Source: RefSeq, a predicted model, not a curated record